AUGCACUUGGCGCGGCAUACCAAAAAGGGCGAAAAAAACCGUCACGGAGGCGCCCAGAGUUUUUGCUGCGCGAACUUCAAGCCCACUACUAGUUCGCUGAAACAUGACCUCGAAGAUGCUGCAAAAGCCGCUGCGGAGGCUGCCGCUCAGCAGGCUGCGCUUGAUAUCGCAGCCAAAGCUUUCUGUCGCGUUUCUGUUCCUGCUCUGUUGGCGCCUUUGGAAGCUGUUGAUGACCUUAUCCCAAUUUUUGGUAAGAUUGCUGAUCUCGUUGAAAUUGCCGCAACACCAGCGAUCAUACAAGGUUGCGUCAAGGAGGGUUCUGCUGAGUUCAAAGUGUUUGGGAAAAAGCACACAGUGUCGUGA
This is a messenger RNA of Penicillium hordei, 363 nucleotides long. Its product is annotated as Glycoside hydrolase superfamily. NCBI's taxonomy places the organism in Eukaryota, Fungi, Ascomycota, Eurotiomycetes, Eurotiales, Aspergillaceae. The transcript has 2 exons. The coding region runs from base 1 to 363 and encodes 120 amino acids. The record is from RefSeq and is a predicted model, not a curated record.